Messenger RNA from Miscanthus lutarioriparius, 1221 nucleotides. Lineage: Eukaryota; Viridiplantae; Streptophyta; Magnoliopsida; Poales; Poaceae. The record is from the annotation of a GenBank genome assembly.
AUGGGUGCUCUCUGCGAUUUCUGUGGGGAGCAGAGGUCCAUGGUUUACUGCCAAUCAGAUGCAGCAUCCUUGUGUUUAUCAUGCGACCGUAAUGUGCAUUCAGCUAAUGCUCUUUCUCGGCGCCAUACAAGGACCCUUUUAUGUGACCGGUGUGCUUCACAGCCUGCUAUGGUCCGCUGUCUAGCAGAGAAUGCCUCGCUUUGCCAAAAUUGUGAUUGGAAUGGCCACAUUGCAGGAUCCUCAGCUGCCGGACACAAAAGGCAGACUAUAAAUUGCUACUCAGGAUGUCCAUCAUCUGCAGAACUUUCUAGAAUAUGGUCCUUCGUUUCAGAUAUUCCUAAUGUAGCACCUGAGCCGAACUGUGAGCAAGGAAUAAGCAUGAUGAGCAUCAGCGACAGCGGUGUCAGUAAUCAAGAUAAUGCUGCAGGGGACAAUAAUUUGUUAGAUAUAGCUAGUGCAACACUUAUAAGUGAUCUUGGUACUUGUGACAAGCCUUUGGUAGGUUCCUCUUCAGGAGCUGGAGUGAACCUGCUUCCGCUUGCUACUGAUCAGACAGCUGGAUCUGUGGAUUCCACACCAGAUAAGGUGCCCUAUACACCAGAUAAAGAUAUGUUCAGUAAGGACAGCAUAUAUGAAGAUUUUUGUGUGGAUGAUGUUGACCUUGCUUUCGAAAAUUAUGAAGAACUCUUUGGUACCUCUCAUAUUCAAACAGAGCAACUAUUUGAUGAUGCUGGAAUAGACAGUUACUUUGAAGUGAAGGAAGCACCUGCUGGGAAUUCCACCGAGCAAUCCAAGUUGAAGCAACCUGAAAAUAGCAAUGCGGUAUCUGCUGACUCUGGGAUGUUGAACCCAGGAGUGAAAGGUGAUUCUAGUGUUUGUAUCCCUUUGAGGCAGGCUAGGUCUAGUCUGUCUCUUUCCUUUUCCGGUUUGACUGGUGAGAGUAGUGCUGGAGACCACCAAGAUUGUGUGGUAUCAUCAUUGCUCCUUAUGGGUGAGCCUCCUUGGCAGCCUCCUGGCCCUGAGGACUCAAUUGCUGGAGGUAGUAGAGACAGCGCUAUCACACGAUACAAGGAGAAGAAGAAGAGAAGAAAGUUCGACAAGAAGAUAAGGUAUGCUUCUCGCAAGGCUAGAGCAGAUGUGCGAAAGAGGGUCAAGGGACGAUUUGUUAAGGCUGGUGAAGCAUAUGACUACGAUCCUCUCUGCCAAACAAGGAGUUACUGA